UGAUUUGGAGGCGAUGGUUGCGAUGAGAGACCGUCACAUUCAGCGUCUGGAACAGGAAGUGCGACGACUUCAGCGUCUGCUGCAGGAAGUCCAGGAGCGAACGGCCAAUCACGUCGCUCUGCUGCAACAGCAACUGGCCAAUAAAGCACAGCAUAUAGAGAGACUUCAGGCCAAGUUACAGUCCCAGCAGGACUACGAGAAGAUCAAGACCGAGCUCAGGACUCUUCGAGUGCUGAUGCAAACCACAGGUGAAGUUUCGGUGUUUUCUCCUCCGUCAGAUGUCAGGAGCGUCUCUGUUGAUAACGAUCCUGUGAUCCAGAAAGAAACGCCAGAGUUUCAUCACUCCACUGGGAAAGAAGAAGCCCUGAAUGAAUCUUCCUCUUUCAUCUCUGGGUCACCAGCAUCAUCUUCAUCAUCUCUGAGUGUCCAGAGCUUCAUUAAAGAGGAGACAGACUCUGGUGAUGAUGAGCAGGAGUUUGACACGGCUCGAUUAGCUCAGCAGGUCAAAGAGGCUCUUCAGCGGCUGAACAUUGGCCAGCGGGUGUUCGGUCACUAUGUGCUCGGUCUCUCUCAGGGAACCGUCAGCGACAUACUGGCCCGACCCAAACCCUGGAGCAAACUGACCAGCAGAGGAAGAGAACCCUUCCUGAGAAUGAAGCACUUCCUGUCCAACGAGCACAGCAUCCAAAUGCUCAGCGUCAUCCAGGAAAGACUGAGAGACAGGAGCUCAGAUGACGUGAUCAGGAACAUUCUGGAUCAGAGCCGUCUGGAGAUGCUGGAUGAUGAUGAUGAAGAUGAUGAUGAUGAAGGCAGCAGAUGUCAGCACAGUGGAGACGAAUCACACAACAUCAUCAGGAACAUCCUGCAGCAGGCCAAACAUGAGAUGCAGACGCAGACGCCUGCGAUGAACGACGCACCAGUCCAGCAGGAAGAGGAGGAUUAUGGGACACUGGAGCCCAGCGUUCAGUCCCUGGCUGAUUUUGUCCAAAGCAUCAUCCAGAAGGUCAAAUGUGAAAUAAAUGAAGAUGCUGAGCCAUCAGUUUCUCCGUCCUCUGUGAGCCGCUCGUUCCAGACGCUUCCAGCGGAUCCGGGUCAGACAGCACAGGGGUUUAAGAUGGAGACGCGUCAGAGCUGUGAGCUUCAGUCUCUGCAUCUGGACACGUUCAGCAUCACGCAGAGAGUCAAAGAAACUCUCACUGUCAACAACAUAGGUCAGCGCGUGUUUGGUGAAGAGGUUUUGGGUUUAACACAAAGCUCUGUGUCUGAACUGCUGUCGCACCCCAAACCCUGGACUAAACUCAGUCUGAAGGGAAAGGAGAACUUCAUUCGGAUGCAUCUGUGGCUCCAAGACCCCCAAAACAUCCAGAAGCUCAAUGCUAUGAAGAAGACGGACCACAGAGCUCGUCUCAAACGUGCUCUGAUCGGAUCAGAAUGUGAUUCACAGAGGUGUUUGGAUGUGGGAGGACAGGGGUUUUGUGAUCGCUGGGGACAGUGUGAGGCGAUGAAGAGGCCGCGUGUCAUCCUCAGCGCUCAGGAGAGAGAAGCACUGAUAGCUGUGUAUCAGACGGAGCCGUAUCCGUCUCAACACACCAUAGAGAGACUCGCAGCACAGCUAGGCCUGCACACUAGCACUGUUAGCAACUGGUUCUACAACUACAGGUCUAGAAUUAGACGAGAUGGUUUUUCAGAACCAGUACAAACCAGAAUAUUUCAGAAUCCAACUGGUUGUAGUCCGGUUUCAGCCAGUUUAGUCCGACUCAAACAGGAGCCCAGUGAUGGAGAGAUGGAGGACGCAGAUCUGCAGAGAGAAGAGCACAAUCACGUCUCCGUCGGUGUACAGAGCGUGAAGAGAGAGAAAGAUGAAGAUCUUUCUGAGCUGUGAGUUCAAGGAGGACUUUACCUGAACCAACAAUGCAGAAAAAUCUCAGGAACAUCAUGAGAUCUUCUCUCUGCUUGAGCUCUAAAUGUGACCAUAACACAAUGUCAGUCGUUCUCGAGUCUUUUCUUUAUUCAGAUUUUUUGAUCAUGAUUUAUUUCAUAAUUUAAUUUAAUGAAGAAGUAAACCCUGAUUGGCCAGAUUGGUCUUUUUUUUCUUUUUUCUUUUUUCUAGUAUGACUGAAGAAAAAUUGUUGGUUGUAUAUUUGUUUGAUAACUACUUGUGCAAGUUCAUUUAAAUUCAGUUUGGUAAGACUAAAUGGUAAACAAUGAUAUGAAAGUUUGCUAAUAAAGUCCCUUUUUGGUGACAAGUUGAAGUCUGAAUCUUAUUUUUGCUUUCAUCUGUAUUUAUUUUGUU
Messenger RNA from Sinocyclocheilus anshuiensis, 2293 nucleotides. It is a transcript of the gene cux2a, whose product is annotated as cut-like homeobox 2a. Gene Ontology annotation, molecular function: RNA polymerase II transcription regulatory region sequence-specific DNA binding; DNA-binding transcription factor activity, RNA polymerase II-specific. The transcript has 10 exons. Gene Ontology annotation, biological process: regulation of transcription by RNA polymerase II. Gene Ontology annotation, cellular component: nucleus. The record is from RefSeq and is a predicted model, not a curated record. NCBI's taxonomy places the organism in Eukaryota, Metazoa, Chordata, Actinopteri, Cypriniformes, Cyprinidae. Bases 14 to 1882 code for a protein of 622 amino acids.